AUGACGCGGUUUCCCUGUGCCCAUAGCAAUACCCCAAAGGCAGUUCCUCCACUCAAUAGACCGGAACAGGUGGCUGCACCACAUAACAUCAAUUGCACAGUGCAAGACAGGUCUGUUGAUGAAAGUCGCCCACUCAGGGUAGUCAUCAUUGGUGCUGGAAUCUCGGGUAUUCUUGUUUCUAUUCAGUUCAAGCAGAGAGUCCCGAAUAUGUUGGAGGGACUUGGUAUGAGAUUCGGUACCCUGGAUGUGCCUGCGGAUAAACGCAUUGCGGUCAUUGGAAAUGGUUCCAGUGGUAUCCAGCUCGUCCCUGGGAUUUUGCCCAAAGUGACCCUUAUCGAUCACUACAUCGCGCCCACCUUUGCACGAGAUGAAGUUGAGAAACGUGGCGAGGGCUUAGAAAACUUCGAAUUUACCUGCGACGACAUUGAAACGUUCCAAAAGGACCACGAAGCACAUCAAAUGCUCCGCAAAUUAUAUCCACGGGCCACCCUUAUUGGUCAUCCAAUGCAGGUUGGUGCGCGCGACAUGUUCGCAGAAAACAUGAAACGCCGACUAGCUAAUAAACCCGAACUGUUCGACGAUCUCGUUCCCGGUUUUCCACCUACUUGUCGCCGCCUGACUCUAGGGCCUGGCUAUUUGGAAGCCCUGACGGAUAAAAAGGUCGACAUGAUCAGCUCGGAGAUCGUCCAGGUCGACGAUACGCACCGACCGAUCGACGUGAUUGUCUGCGCCACUGGUUUAGAUACAAGUUUACUCCCCGAUUCACCAUCAGGGGCCGGAGUGGCGUUACCUUGGCGCAGCGGUGGAAAGAGACUCCUGAGACGUAUUUGUCAAUUGCCACAGAUGGACUCCCCAACUACUUCAUCUGUCUUGGACCAAACGCUGGGCUGGGCGAGGGUCAUUGGAUUACUUCAAGAAGUGUGCGCUCAAACGCGUGACAACAUCCGCACAAUGAGCAUCCUACCGGAGGCCGUCAAGUCCUUCACCAAGUACUGUGAUCAUAAGUGUCGCAGCUGGUAUAAGGGUGGAAGUGAGGAAGGACGAAUCACUGUCCUCUGGCUUGGGUUAUCUGUCCACUCUAUGAAGGUGUUUGAAAAUCCCCGUUGGGAAGACUUCGAGUAUUAA
This is a messenger RNA of Penicillium waksmanii, 1125 nucleotides long. Its product is annotated as flavin-binding monooxygenase. The record is from RefSeq and is a predicted model, not a curated record. NCBI's taxonomy places the organism in Eukaryota, Fungi, Ascomycota, Eurotiomycetes, Eurotiales, Aspergillaceae. Bases 1 to 1125 code for a protein of 374 amino acids. The transcript is spliced from 9 exons.